Serpula lacrymans var. lacrymans S7.9 is the source of this 1501-nucleotide messenger RNA. RefSeq lists its product as uncharacterized. Gene Ontology annotation, molecular function: protein binding. The record is from RefSeq and is a predicted model, not a curated record. The transcript is spliced from 2 exons. The coding region runs from base 58 to 891 and encodes 277 amino acids. Lineage: Eukaryota; Fungi; Basidiomycota; Agaricomycetes; Boletales; Serpulaceae.
GAUCCCGGGAUCGCCAGCGCACGAAGCAGCUUCGCUACUAACUUCGACCAAGGCGUAAUGUUCCCACUAGACUCGCCUACCACAGCCGUUCCCUUUAACUCAGCCCUUGUCACGCCAAACCUUCCCCCGAUGGCUGAAGUGCGGGAACGCAACUCCCAUCUUAUCCCUUCUGCUAGUGCCGCUGCUCGCAGGUCCUCGAUGAACAGCAUGAUGAGUAACGGAAGCGAUGACAAUUCCCAGUAUCUCCUCGCUCCUGAUGUCAAUCGCAUCGGGCAGGAAGUCUCUACUCCGAUGUCCGUUCGCCCCUUCUCGCCGUCAGAAUCAUUCGCCUUCCCUAAGCCUCCCUCACAGAGUGGAGAUGCAGGUCCUUUGUCCAGUGACUCGGCUUCCUUCAGUCCCCGCAUGCUGUCUCCCAAGACGUCCGAGUCUACUCUUGUGCACCCGAUGAACUCCCAGCCUUAUGCGAUGCCCGCGGCCGUUUCCAUACCUACUCUGACACGUCAGACUCCUUCCCCGACCGAACCCACCCCUGCCAGCAACCCGUUCGCUGACCCACACUCGCAACCAGACCCUGUUGCCGCAGCUGCCGAGUUCGCAGCCAUAGAGACUAUCUGCCGACCCUUCGCCCCCACUCUGGAGGAUGAGCUGCGUGUCUCCCCUGGCGACUCUGUUCGUAUCCUGAAGGUGUUCGAUGAUGGUUGGACGUUCGUCGAGCGGGUUGGGUCGAAUGAAGAUGGUGCGAAGGGCUUGAUUCCAGUUGACUGCUUGCGUGAAGCAGGCCAAGCGCUUCCAGCUUUCCUAGCUCAAAAGCGUGUGAGCAGUUACGCAGGUGACAAAUAUAAUUACGAGGAGAUGCUCAGUAACAUGCUGGAGCACGGUACUGCAACGUGAUUGUGAAAACGUAGUGGCCCAGCGGUGUUCUUGCAAACGUGUUUGUUGUCUCUGUGUUAUUUUAUUACUAACCGUUCGAAUAGCCUUAAUUUCGUCAAAACAAUAAUCGUUGGAGUCUGACUUUCAUCACCCCUACACACACCAUCGACUAUUCACACACUACCCCCCACACGAGUUCGCACUUCUAGAAGGACAGGAAUAAAGGAUCGUUCGUACAUAUCACACCGCUCGCUUUUGUCAGGCGACCUUACUCUCGAUCUCACUGGAUUCACUUCUUCUCAUAAUAGCUGCUAAACUUUAUUCCUUUUUAUCACAUUUCUGGAUGUGUAUACCAAAUUUCUCCGAUUUUUCUUCGUUGCCCAUGUAUUUUUUCGCCUACCCAGAGACUAGAAACCUUUUCAGUUCUUUCAGGCUUUGUUUCCCUGUUACUCUUCUUAACUCUUUGAUUCUUGACUUGCGUAUAUACUUCUUAAAUUCGUUAGUCACUGUAGGCGAGUCUCGCUGGCGAUCUUUUCGCCGCAAGACUCUGGUCUAUUUUCUAUGCCCCCCCGCGAUAUGUCAUACUACGUUGUUGUUUGUGGAAAAAAAUUGUAGGGAUCUACCACCCUGA